This is a messenger RNA of Enterobius vermicularis (human pinworm), 1161 nucleotides long. The record is from the annotation of a GenBank genome assembly. NCBI's taxonomy places the organism in Eukaryota, Metazoa, Nematoda, Chromadorea, Rhabditida, Oxyuridae.
AUCAGUGGCCCAUGUACAAUUUGCGGCGAAACUUCAGCUGGCCGCCAUUAUGGUGUUGUCGCCUGUCUUGGCUGUAAAACAUUUUUUAGAAGAGCUGUUGUACAACAUCAGGAUACAGAAUGUAAAAGAGCCGAACCAUGCAACAUUAGUGCUGGAGCUAGAAGAGCGUGUCGGGCGUGCCGUUAUCGAAAGUGUUUGGAAAUGGGCAUGACGAAAGAAGGCAUAAGAUACCGCAAGUCAGGCUCACCAGGCUCAUCAGCUACGACGUCUGUGGGAAAUGAAUUACCGACAAUUUCGUCUGAAAAUAAAGAACUGUUAGCCUUAAUCAAACGUCUCACUGCCGAUGACAAAACUAUAAGGAAAAGGAAAUUCAGCGAAAUCCAGGCUAAGAAAGAUUUGAAAAAUCUGGCAGAAAUGUAUAAGAAGGGAAACACCGAGCCAGUUGCGUCAGACAGGUUGAUGAUAAUAUUGGGAAAUGAUAUUGCAAAUGUCACUAAAAUUGACUUAUACAAAAUGUUGGAGUGGGCGCAAACUUUGCCAUGCUUUUCAAAGCUACCGAGAGCUGAUCAACUUGUUCUGUUGCGACGGUUUGCUGUUCAAAAUUUAGUUCUUGAGCAUGGCUAUUUCACGGCUCAUCAAACGCUGGAAGACGUAUGGGUUAUUUCAAAUGGUACUUGUAUGCCAAGGAACGUUAAUACACUUCCGCCUGAAACAAAAGAAUCUGUUGAUGAAGACCGUUUAUGGCGUCAGGAGAAAUUGUAUAAACAAAUGACAAAUUCAUGCAUCGACGAGGUUGCCAUGCCGUUGCGUCGUUUGGAUCUGCUUCCUGAAGAGCUUGUUGUUUUAAAAAUAAUUAUGCUAUAUCGGUGUGGAAUCCAUCUUGAUAAAGAUUAUCCGGAAAGUUUAGGGAUUUCAGAAGAAUCGCGACGCAUAAUCAAUGAUUGCAGAAACCGUAUAAUUCUAGCUCUUUUUGCAUUUUAUCGUUCAAUUAAUUUUCCAAAUUAUGAAGAAAGAUUCGGGAAUUUGAUUUUGAUGAUAUCCGGUAUACUUUCGGCGUCUUCCGCUAUGCUAGAAAGUUAUCAGGUAAUGCGGUUGUUUAAGUAUGUUUCAUUCGACAAUAUUUCGGAGCAGCUUCUGUUUGAAACUACUCAAGCCUUGUGA